GAAGGACAACAACUUUUGUCAUCUUCCCGAGUGACUGACCAUUUGCUUUGACUCUCUGGAGGACUGCAUUAAACAGCAUGACAUUAGCAACUGUGAAGAAUUAUAAUUAUCUGAUAUGAUUGUCUCAUAUUAUAAAUUGCAUUCCAAUCAGGUAAUCCAGGUCAUUCCAUCUAUGGGAAUGUGUCUAGAAGUAUUAUUUACAUGCGAGUUUAUUAUCGUUAACACCAAGUGAGCAGGCCCAUUGAGUAAUAUUUGUCUUAAGUCUAGCCAGGGGUCUUCAACCUUUUUCAGGCCAAGCGGUCUCCUUGGCUGUAACUGUAGAAUAGCCUACUGGAGAUAAGUUAAUCACGUUGUUUUGGGUUUGACUAGUGUCUCGUGUCAAAGUCCAAUACCUCGGAUCGACAACAACUUCGAUUUGAAGGAUGAGAGCCGGGUGGAAGGUAGUGACGUGAUCGGAAAUGAAAGCCCUCCCCUGGCAACCAUGCUACUGUUGUAGCAACAGAGCUGAAACGUCUGUGAGUCCUUUAGCGUGUCUCUGUUUUGGUCUUACAUACUUUACCUUUCAUUCUUUAUAUUGGAAUGCCGUUGAUUGUCAAAGACUAUUCAUGGACUCAAACGGAGUCGAAAGUGCACAUCAGUGUCCCUUUGAAAGGAAUGAAUGCCAAGCAAGUUGACAUUUUUGCUACGGAUGAAUAUUUAAAGGUACAUUUCCCUCCCUUUUUCUUUGAAGCUUUCUUAUUUGCGCCUGUGUAUGAUGAUAAAAGUAUUGCAAAGAUCGGAAACGGUGUGGCACUUUUUACACUACAAAAGCAGAAAGAGGAACUAUGGGAUCAACUUUCAAAUAAUGAGGACAAAUGUAAACAGAAAGAAAUCAGGGAAAAAGCAAUUCUCAAAGCCCAGGAAAAAGCAACUGCUGACUCACAAGCUAAAGCAGAAAAGCAGCAGGAGGAGAGCAAAUUUGCUCUAAAGACAAUGAUGAAGCUUGAGGAAGAGGAGAGAGCAAGAAUUGAGAAAAUAAAACACGAGGAGUGUAAAAAGGCGGCAACUGAGUUCGAAAACUGGAAACUGAAGCACACAUUGAAGGAAGAGGAGGAGGCUGUCCAGUCACAACAACACAACAUACAAUCAGAUAGAAACACUGAAACAUGUGAAAUUAGCAAAGCUGACAGGUUAUCUGAGUCCAGGUCUUCAGGAAGACUUGGAAUACCUCAGCAAGGUAAGGAAAAUGUGCCUGGUCCAAGGUCUUGUGGUAAUAUAAAGGUCAAUUUCACACCAAGAGUCUUUCCCACUGCACUUCGAGAAUCCAGACUUCCUGACGAGGAGGAGUGGCUCAAGAAGCAAGCGGAGGCCAGGCGUACAGUAGCUGCAGAUUUGGCUGAGCUUGAUGACCUGAAGCCAGAAGAGAGGAAUCCUGACUGGUUGAAAGAGAAAGGAGACAAAUUCUUUGUGGCUGGGAACUACCAGGCCGCCCUCAAUGCCUACAACCUUGCUUUGAAGCUCAACAGAAAACUUCCUGCACUGUACUCUAACCGUGCUGCAUGUCAUCUUAAGCUAAGGAAUCUUCACAAAGCCAUUGAAGACUCCUCUCAAGUCAGUACAUCUCAGCACCUAAUAUCAGUAACAAACACUACUUUUCCUCCUAAAAUGAAAAUAACAAGUGUAUAUAUGUCUUGGCAGGCACUAGAGUUACUAAACCCACCAGUUGCUGACAAUGCAAGUGCCAGGUUGAAAGCUCAUGUAAGAAGAGGGACAGCAUUUUGUGAGCUUGAGCUGUAUGUUGAAGGUCUUCAGGAGUAUCAGGCUGCUCUGAAAAUUGACCCCAACAAUCCGAAACUACAGGAAGACGUUCAAAAAAUUAGAGACAUCGUUCAAGGGGCUUCAGGCUAAUCUGUACCUGGGUGGAGCAGUGUUUGUCAAUAUUUUAUGUGAAAUGUUGUAUCAAUAAGGAAACUCGGGUUUGUGAAUGUCUGUUAUGAAACAAGGCACAUGGUAAACGUGUAAAUAAAAAUAAAAUUUAGAUUUUUUUUUGUCACAGUAUAUCAGAUUGAAUAUGCUGACAACAACCCUCCCUACAAUAUCAGAAUCACAGAAUUACGUGCCAAGUGUGAGAUGAACAUGCAAAUGAAAAAAAAAAACAUGUAAAUGCCGAAAUAAUAAACGAUUUUGCAAUCAA
Clupea harengus (Atlantic herring) is the source of this 2173-nucleotide messenger RNA. It is a transcript of the gene dnaaf4, whose product is annotated as dynein axonemal assembly factor 4. The coding region runs from base 580 to 1887 and encodes 435 amino acids. The record is from RefSeq and is a predicted model, not a curated record. Gene Ontology annotation, molecular function: nuclear estrogen receptor binding. The transcript has 8 exons. Lineage: Eukaryota; Metazoa; Chordata; Actinopteri; Clupeiformes; Clupeidae. Gene Ontology annotation, biological process: outer dynein arm assembly; epithelial cilium movement involved in extracellular fluid movement; heart development.